Zingiber officinale is the source of this 2130-nucleotide messenger RNA. Its product is annotated as UDP-rhamnose/UDP-galactose transporter 6-like. The record is from RefSeq and is a predicted model, not a curated record. Gene Ontology annotation, cellular component: Golgi apparatus. Lineage: Eukaryota; Viridiplantae; Streptophyta; Magnoliopsida; Zingiberales; Zingiberaceae. Gene Ontology annotation, molecular function: UDP-galactose transmembrane transporter activity; antiporter activity. The transcript has 6 exons. The coding region runs from base 810 to 1820 and encodes 336 amino acids.
GUGACCAAAUCGUUUAUGCGUGGGCUCGUCUACUCGUGUUCCACUUGCCCUGCUUGCUCGAACGUUUUCUUGCUUGCAACCAAAUCGAGGAAGAAGAAAACAAAGCUAAAGUAGACCAGCAUCUUCCUCUCAUCUCAGGCCAGAUCGAGGUCGGGACGACGGUGUCACUACCUUUCGUUCUCGAUCUUCCCUUCUCCCGGUGUGGAUCCAGCAGCCGCUCCAGCUAGCGCUGGAUCUUCCCCCUGUCGUAUCCUGUGACUUGGAUCUACUUCUGUCUUCGGUCUGCUCGUCUGAUGUUUUCUGGUGGUUUUGUUUGAUUGCUAUAUCGUGUUCGAGGGCCAAUCGCGUGGCUUAUCUGAGCUAGGGUUUUCAUGUUUCUUGGGCGGAUCUAGUGAUUUGGAUCAAUAACGUUCUUUGAUCUGGUAUCUAGUUUGUUGCAUUGGCGCUAUCGCAUGGUCAUGUAUCCCUCCGACUAGAUUCCGGUCUUUUCAUUUAUUUCUGCUUAUACAUGCUUGGCCAGUGGGCAUUUGCUCCGGAGUUCAAUGAGUUUGAUUUGAAAUGGGUUUUAGGUUUCCAUUCAUGAACAAUCGAUGAGAUACACGGGACGUUCUGUUUAGAUCUUGGGAAAAAUGGUUUUGUUGAGAUUGUGAAGACACCCUUGACCAUCCAUAGUAUGUAUCGGGAUGGAAUUUUCUAAAUUUCAUUGGCUUUGACUUCGUCGUCAUGCAUAGACCUCUUGUUUGCUAAUGUUAAUUGUUAUCUGGAGAUUUCAAGACUAGUGCAGUAAGAAGUGUACACAAACAUAAAGUAUGGCCCCUACUAGUAAGGCUGAUAGGAAGGCUGCAUUGGAUGCAGCUGCAUGGAUGUUUAAUAUAGUUACAUCUGUCGGAAUUAUCAUGGUCAAUAAGGCCUUGAUGGCAAAAUAUGGCUUCACAUUUGCCACAACAUUGACGGGCCUACAUUUUGCCACAACCACACUUCUUACUCUUGUUUUUAGGUGGCUCGGAUACAUUCAGCCUUCUCACUUACCUUUAUCCAACCUCAUGAAAUUUGUCCUUUUUGGGAACCUAUCUAUUGUUGGAAUGAAUAUCAGUCUGAUGUGGAAUUCAGUCGGUUUUUAUCAGAUUGCAAAGCUGUGCAUGAUUCCAGUAUCAUGUCUUCUAGAAGUUGUGUUUGACAAAAUUCAUUACUCAAGGGCCACAAAGCUUAGCAUACUGGUGGUUCUAUUAGGUGUUGGCAUCUGUACAGUCACCGAUGUCAGUGUCAAUAUGAAAGGGCUUAUAGCUGCUAUCGUAGCAGUUUGGAGCACUGCUUUGCAACAAUACUAUGUUCAUUUUCUUCAAAAGAAAUAUUCACUUGGAUCAUUCAACCUCCUCGGACAUACUGCUCCAUUUCAGGCAGCAUCACUGUUGAUAUUAGGCCCGUUUGUUGAUUAUUGGUUGACAAACAAAAGGGUCGAUGCCUUUGACUACAAUAUAACCUCUGUUUUCUUCAUUGUCCUCUCAUGCACCAUUGCUGUAGGAACCAAUCUCAGUCAGUUCAUCUGCAUAGGACGGUUCACUGCCGUCUCUUUCCAAGUUAUUGGACACAUGAAGACAAUUCUAGUCCUAGUCUUGGGAUUCUUCUUAUUUGGAAGAGAAGGCCUCAAUUUACACGUAAUCUUCGGAAUGAUCUUAGCAGUUUUAGGAAUGAUUUGGUAUGGAAAUGCAUCAUCGAAGCCAGGUGGGAAAGAGCGACGACCUUCUUACACAUCGCCUGCCGAUAAAUCUCAAAAGCUUGCUCUGCUAGCAGAAUCUGGAGAUCACAGUGACAAAGUUUAAUCUUCAAUAUAGCUUGAGCACCACUCCUCAAUCAAUGGAUUUCCCAUUUGUGUCCCUUGUGAUUGCAGUAGAACAGGGAAGAGCUGGUGGUUUCUUUCCCGCCAUACGUUGACAAAUUCAAGAUUGGAUGAGGCACUACAGUUUUUUACUUGUUUAAAGGUCUUUAUUAAUUUCCAACCAAAAAGAGGGAUCUGCUAUAAUUUAUUGACUGCUGCAUUUCUGAUCGUGAAUUUGAUGAAUGUAUCCUAUUUAGCUACGAACAAUUUUAAGUCUGUUAGAAAUGUGUCGAAUAGAUUCUCAUUCUUUCAAA